UAAAAAUCGACAGUAAUCGGCUUGAGAUAACAGUAAAAGUUGCGACAUAAACGCCCUAUACCAUGGGAUAUCUACUUAUGCUAUUGUUUCUCUAUGAUACAGUAUCACCACAAAAUGAUACAUAAGAAGGUGGGCAUCUAGCUUUAAAAUGAAUGAUUGAAUGUGGUUUGUGUUGUUGUUGUCGCCAGGAGGGUGUGGCAUAGAGGGCGAGGAUGACCGAUGGGACUUUGGCACUGCUGCCGGGUUCUACCUGGACGCCACCCGUGAGCCAUGGGCCACCAACUACCGCAUGUACUCCUAUGUCACACAGGAGCUGCCGCAACUCAUCACCCAACACUUCCCCGCACUGGAUACUAGCAGGCAGAGCAUCAUGGGUCACAGUAUGGGCGGUCACGGCGCACUGAUCUGCGCCCUGAAGAACCCGGGCCUGUACAAGAGUGUGUCGGCAUUUGCGCCCAUUUGCCACCCGACUGCGGCGCCUGUCGGGCGCAGUGCAUUCGAGGGAUAUUUGGGCGCAGAGCAGGAGGACAAGUGGGCCCAGUAUGACGCUACCUGUCUUGUACAACACUACGACGGACCUCCGCUGCAGAUACUCAUCGAUCAGGGCCUGUCCGAUAAAUUCCUAGAGGCCGGUCAACUGCAGCCCGAUGAGUUUGUAGCCGCUUGCAAAAAUGCUGAAAUGGCAGUUAUUUUGAGAAAGCGCGAGGGUUAUGAUCACGGCUACUUCUUUAUUUCUACUUUCAUUGAAGAACAUUUCAAGCAUCACGCUCAGUACCUGAAAAGCUAAAAGGAAUCUACCUGCAAAGCUUGGUAAAAUCUACCUGAAUAGGUCAAAUAAUCUACUUGAAUAACAACUGAAGAAACAUGAUCCGUCGAGUUGCAUUGAACAACAAAAGUUCGUCUCAAGAGUGAGUAAUAUAAUAUGGAAUUGAAUCAUUACAAUAAAAUUGUUGGAAUUCAUGAAUUAUGUUAUUGAAUGAAUAAAUUGCAAACGUUCGGAACCCA
Messenger RNA from Nilaparvata lugens (brown planthopper), 1005 nucleotides. Its product is annotated as S-formylglutathione hydrolase. The transcript is spliced from 3 exons. Gene Ontology annotation, cellular component: cytosol. Bases 161 to 787 code for a protein of 208 amino acids. Gene Ontology annotation, biological process: formaldehyde catabolic process. The record is from RefSeq and is a predicted model, not a curated record. Lineage: Eukaryota; Metazoa; Arthropoda; Insecta; Hemiptera; Delphacidae. Gene Ontology annotation, molecular function: S-formylglutathione hydrolase activity.